AUGUCGGCUGGUGGCCGAUUCACUCCCAACGCCGAAUGUGUGGACAAGCAGGUAGGCGAGUCGGGCAAGAGGGCUGCUUCUCCAAAUGAAUGCAAAGCACGCAUUUCGGGCUCACCGAAUAUCGCUGUUUGUCAGGCUCUGCGAAUAAAUCUUAUCGCCUCGGUAGCAUGUUGGCAAAUGGCUUUUUCUGGUUCCUGGUACAAAAAAGUGUUUGGCAGAUCGCCCAACCGACUGGCAAGAGUCUGUCGGACGCUCCGUCUGCAAGGUCCGUCGACACGCCGUCUGUUGAAGCUGCUGUCAGACCAGAUGACGGCAGAAAAAAGAGUUGCCAAGUUCGGCCUGGCCCAAGGUGUACUGGCUCGGCUUGAUGGCCAUUUGUGGUUGAGGCUCGAAACUACUUUUAGCACUUAA
Molecule: messenger RNA, 411 nt
Organism: Protopolystoma xenopodis
Lineage: Eukaryota; Metazoa; Platyhelminthes; Monogenea; Polystomatidea; Polystomatidae
Source: the annotation of a GenBank genome assembly